Messenger RNA from Colletotrichum graminicola M1.001, 1182 nucleotides. Its product is annotated as 2OG-Fe(II) oxygenase superfamily protein. Lineage: Eukaryota; Fungi; Ascomycota; Sordariomycetes; Glomerellales; Glomerellaceae. The record is from RefSeq and is a predicted model, not a curated record. The transcript is spliced from 3 exons. The coding region runs from base 1 to 1182 and encodes 393 amino acids.
AUGUCUUUUACUUCGAUUCCGAUUCUUGACUUCGCCUUGGCGCAGGACCCCAAGACAAAACCCCAGUUCCUCGAAGACCUCCGCCAGGCACUCAUGGAAGUCGGCUUCUUAUAUCUCAAGAAUGUCGGCAUCCCCGAUGAUCUGUUUCAGAGAGUCAUCAUGCAAGGCAAGGCCUUCUUUGACAUCCCGACUGAGGAAAAAAUGAAGAUUGAGAUGAAGAACGCCAAGUCUUUCUUGGGAUACUCUCAACUCUCGGCCGAGAUCACGGCAGGCAAGAUAGACCACCGGGAACAGAUCGAUCUCUCUACGGAGCAUCCAAUACCGGGGCCCAACGAUCCGCUCUAUUACAACCUUCUGGCUCCGAACCAGUGGCCCUCCGAAGCCGUUAUCCCCGGCUUCCGUGCCACCUUUACCGAGUACAUGGACCACAUGGGCAAGGUCUCCAUCGCCUUCACCUCCCUAAUCGCCGAGGCCAUCAAGCUCCCGCCCUCCGCCUUCUCCAAAUACUUUGACGCCAACCAGCAGCACAAGCUCAAGGUCGUAAAGUAUCCAGAUCUGCAUGAGCUCGGCAUCACCGACCCGGCCGCCCAGGGCCAGGGCGUUGGCCCGCACAAGGAUAGCAUGCUAAGCAGCUACCUACUGCAGGCAAGCCACCACCGCGGGCUGCAGGUGCAGAACGUUCGUGGCGAAUGGAUCGACGCGCCGCCGGUCGAGGGGACGCUGGUGGUGGCCAUCGGACAGGGCUUGGAGGCGCUCACGCAGGAUGUGUGCGUGUCGACGACGCACCGCGUGCUGAGCCCGCCCGCCGGGCAGGGGGCGCGGUUCUCGAUCCCGUUCUUCCAGGGGGUGAAGGGAGAUGCGGAGUUCGAGGACCUGGAGACCGUGGGCGUCGGGCAGGUGCCGGAGGAAAUCAAGGAGCAGAGGAGGGCGGUGCUGGAGAAAAACGGCGGAGCGAGGCUGGACGACGUCGAGUUUACAUUCCGGAAGGGCGGGGUCGCGAAGACGCUUGGCGAGGCGACGUUGAGGAAUCGGGUCAAGAGUCACCCAGAUGUCGGGGAGCGGUGGUAUCCGGACAUUUUGGCUGCAAUCAGGGAGGAACAGGCGAGGGCCACCGCAGCGGCAACAGAAGGGAGCGAGAGAGGGGUUCCUGCGGUGUCUUCGACUGCGGUGCCAGCUCAUUAA